AUGGACCUGCCGGCAAGAGCAGCCAAUCUGCUCGCCCGCGACAAGCUUGAUGACUUUGUUGAUCUGCUGUUGGAUCCCUUUGCUCAGUCGGCAAGUGCUCGCUCACAUAUCGAGAAAACGGCCUUCUGGUCUGCCUUGGGCACUUCAAUCGGUGGCUCUGCCUUGAUCGCCUGCCUGUUCUGUUUCGCUCGCCCGUACAACAGUGUCGUCUACGCUCCCCGCUCACGACAUGCGGAUUCCAAACACGCCCCACCGCCGGUCGGGAAGGGUGUCCUCGAUUGGAUCGCACCCGUGAUAAAGACAAAAGAGUUGGAAUUGGUCGACAAGGUCGGACUCGACGCCACCAUAUUCCUACGCUUCGCAAACAUGUGUCGAAACAUUUUUACCUGCAUCACUAUCGUCGGCCUGGCCAUCCUUGUCCCCAUCAAUCUGUACGAACACCGCAGCUCCAUCGGCUCCACCGACACGCAGAACUUCUUCAUCCAGUUGACGUCCCAGGGCGUUCAAGGCCGUUAUCUGUGGGGCUACGUCCUGCUCGCCUGGUUCGCCAAUUUCACCAUCGCCUUUUUCCUCUGGCGCAACUACAAGAGCGUUGCUCGCCUGCGCAGAGCUUACUUUGACAGUCCCGAGUACCAGAAGAGUCUACACUCUCGUACCCUUCUCAUCACCGAGAUUCCUAGAGGUCUGAGAACCGACGAGGGACUUGUCAAGAUUGUUACAGAAGCCAAGGACACCGGCUCAAACCCGCGUACAGCCAUUGCACGCAACGUUAAGGAUCUGCCAGAACUCAUCGACGAGCACAAUGAGACCGUCAGAAAUCUCGAGUCGGUGCUUGCCAAGUAUCUGUCCAAUCCUAAUAAACUACCAGCAAAACGACCCACAUGCUCCGUGAACAAGGCCGACCAGACCUAUCGCAAGGGCCAGAAAGUCGAUGCUAUCGAAUACUUGACUGCCCGCAUCAAGGAGCUCGAAAUGCAGAUCAAGGAGGUCAGAGAAUCUAUUGACAAGAGAAACGCCAUGUCCUAUGGAUUCGCUAGUUAUGAGUCCAUUGCCGAUGCUCAUACCGUCGCAUACAAGACACGCAAGAAGGGUCCUCAAAAGACUUCGAUUCGUCUCGCCCCUAGGCCUCAUGAUCUCAUCUGGAAGAACUUGCCAAUGACAAGCAAACAAAGAAACUGGCAUACCUUCGUCAACAACAUCUGGGUUGCUGUUUUGACUGUUGUUUGGGUUGUCCCUAACGCCUUCAUCGCCAUCUUCCUAUCCAACUUGGCCAAUCUGGGCAGAUUCUGGGAUGCCUUUGGAACCGAGUUGAAACGCAAUCCCAAGACGUGGGCUGUCGUUCAGGGUGUGUUGGCACCCGCCUUGACGUCUCUUUUCUACUACUUCCUGCCCGUCAUCUUCCGAAGAUUGAGCAACAAUGCGGGUGACUUGUCCAAGACCAGCAGAGAACGUCACGUCAUGCACAAGCUCUACACUUUCUUCGUGUUUAACAACUUGUUCCUGUUCUCGCUCUUCGCUGCCAUUUCGAGUUUUAUCUUUGCCGUCGUUAAAAGCAGUGAACAAGAGGACGCAUGGUCUGCUAUCAAAGAUGGCCAACUGCUGCAAAAGGGUAUGACAGCGCUCAACGGUGUCUCGACCUACUGGAUUACCUGGCUUCUCCAACGCAAUCUCGGUGCCGCUGUCGAUCUUGCUCAAUUUGUCAACCUUGCCUGGGGAUCGUUCUCUCGUCACUUCUUACACCCUACUCCCCGAGAGCUGAUCGAACUAAGUGCGCCGCCAAAGUUCGAUUACGCUGGAUACUACAACUACUUUUUGUUCUACUCGACGGUCGCUUUAUGUUUCGCCUACAUUCAGCCCUUGGUGCUACCUGUUGCGGCUUUCUACUUCUGGGUCGAUUCGUACUUGAAGAAGUAUCUGCUUCUGUACGUCUUCAUCACCAAGACGGAGUCUGGGGGUCAAUUCUGGAAGGUCCUGUUCAAUCGAUACAUUUUCCUCACCAUCCUGUCUGAUGCUCUGGUGGCUUUGGUCUGCGUUGGUAACACCACUUUUGGCUACACCGAGUGGCUGCCCAAGGUCUGUGCUAUUGCACCUCUACCCGUUCUCAUGUUGGCUUUCAAGUGGUGGUGCGCAAGCCACUUUGAUAACAAGCUGACCUUCUACACGACUGGAGUGACUGCAGCGGACACUGAGAACGCAGCCGAGUUGAAGAGCAAGCGUACAGACCGUGUCGGCGUUCGCUUUGGACACCCCGUACUUUACAAGCCCCUCAUCACCCCCAUGGUCUCGGCAAAAUCGAGACAUCUGCUGCCGACCAUCUAUUCUGGCCGUACGGCAGAGGUCGAUAUCCCCAUGGCUGGCUACUCGGACAUGUAUAUGGAUUCGAUGUCGCACGACGAGCCUGGUAAGACAGCAAGAGGCGAGGCACCGGCACCAUUCGAGUUUGUGUCCGAGAACCAGAUGGACUUUGAGUUCUAUAAGAACCGCCCAGAGUUCAGGGAUGUGGCCGGAGGAGAGGGAGAGCUCUACGGCAAACCUCAAGAUUUAGUGCGCAGAGGAUCGCACGGAACACUGAUGACACAAGAUGGCACGGUCAUGACGGGUUAUGACAGUCGCAGAGGAUCGGGUGACUCUGCAGCCACUCGAACAGGUGACGAGAUGGGCACGACCUACCCUCAAGGCUACCACAAGACACCUGGAGCACUUCGUGAUCAAAGCCCGGCUAGUAGUGUACGCUCGAUGGACAUCGGUAAUGCCGGUCGCCAUGCUGAUCACGAACAUCUCUUGUCGAGAGCAGCACCUAUGUCGAGAGAGGGAGUGCCAGCCCCGACACCUGGAGGAUACGGACCUCUGCGUCUGGGAGAGAUUCACACGCCUGGCGAAAGCGACCAGGAAGACACGAGUUAUGAUUAUUUCCGAAGAGGGAGGGGAUUGAACUAG
Messenger RNA from Aureobasidium namibiae CBS 147.97, 2937 nucleotides. RefSeq names its product DUF221-domain-containing protein. Gene Ontology annotation, cellular component: plasma membrane. Bases 1 to 2937 code for a protein of 978 amino acids. The record is from RefSeq and is a predicted model, not a curated record. Lineage: Eukaryota; Fungi; Ascomycota; Dothideomycetes; Dothideales; Saccotheciaceae. Gene Ontology annotation, molecular function: calcium-activated cation channel activity. The transcript has 2 exons.